UCAAGGCAUAGUGUGAAGACAAAUAUGUUUCUGCAUUGUUUAACACUGAUUGUUAUUCUCAGAGAACUUGGUGCUUCACCAACUGAAGACUCUUUAAAGCCUGAUCAUGUUACAUUUUCAAAUAGAAACCUGAAAAGCAUUUUACAAUGGCAACCAGCAUCUGAAAGUAAUUACACUGUUCUGUAUAAUGUGGAGUAUAAAAUAUAUGGUCACCAAUGGAUGUCCAAAGAGGAAUGUCAGGGUAUCUCUAGAACCACUUGUGAUCUGACAACAGAAACAAUGCACUUGCAAAGCAUGUAUUAUGGACGUGUGCAAGCAAUACAUUACCAUAUUUCUUCAGCAUGGGUGGAAACCAAACAGUUCAUUCCAUUUAAAGAAAUGGCAAUUGAUCCCCCACAGCUUACGCUAACUGGAGAAAAAUACAUUUUGCAGAUAAAUAUAACUCCACCCUUUCAGAGCAAAAGGUUAACAUUCACAAUUGAUGUUAAACUGAAUGGCACAUUGGUUCAUCAGAUAAUAACUGAAAAUAAUACCAUACAAAUCACUGACUUGGACCCUGAGAAAGAGUAUUGUAUUUCGGGCACAAUGCGAUACACUUUGAAUACUUAUAAAUGGAGAAAAUCCAAGGCAAGCGAUAGCUAUUGUAUCACCCUGAAGGCUCCUGAUGCUGAGCCACACCCUAUGACUUUGGUCUCACACAUCACUCUGGGUUUAUUUGCGAUUCUGUUCAUGGCUUUCGGCUGGGUUCUCCUUAUUUUGUGCUACAAAUUGAUAUAUAGACCCAAAGUGACUUUGCCCCCAAGCCUGGUCAUUGAAGAACGUCAAAUGCUAAUGAAUAAAUCAAAAACUGACUCAAAAGAAAUUCCUGAAAUUUCAGACAGUUAUCAAGAUGGCUCAAAAUUGCAAACAAAUGAAUAUGUUUUCUGCCCAGUUACCCAACAGUUCAGAACACCAUUACAGCAGAAAGUGUGGAGCACUGAUGAUUUGGAUACCUGUGAUUUUGGAUACCCUUUACAUCAAGAAAUCUGUAGCCAGGGGUAUAUCUUACAGUUUGUCUACACAACACAACUGUCAGAUACACAUCCUGAGCUGUUUUAUCUUCAUGGGACAACACAGGAGUAUGGUAAUGUAGUCACUGCAGAAAGCCUGCCUGAAUAUGAAAAUCUGAAAGACAAAGAGAAAAACCAAUGUUAUACCAAUGUGCAGAACAAGGCUUGUCUUGAGCAUGAGUACAUGAACAAUAAUCAACAAAGAGAGAAUGACAAGAGUGACCUUCAAUACAAAAACAUUGUUCAUUUUUUACACAAUACAGAGUACCAGAAUGUAAUAUCAGAAUAAAUCAAGUACAGCUUUAAAGACAGUGGGGAUGGCAUGAUGGCACAGUGGUUAACAUUACUGCCUCGCACAGAGAGCAAAGCACUUCCUGAGGGGGCUGUCUGUGUGGGGUUUGCAUUCUUCCCCUGUGUUCAUGGGGGCUCCUCUGGGUGCUCUGGGUUCCUCCCACAGUCCAAAAGCCAUACUGGUAGGUUAACUGGCUUCUGUAAGAAACAGCCCAGGAGUGAUGGUGUAUCCUGCCUUGUGCCACUGGGCUGGAUAAGCAUUGAAAGCGAGUGUGUCUGACAGUGCUUUUGAUUGUAACUGACACUUCUUCUUGUAGUGACAACAUAUUUUAACACCUGUUUUGUAACUCACGAAGGGGCUCUAUUUAUAAAGCCAAAGCAAUUUAAAUAUUACAGUAGCUACACAGGAGCAUUUGAUGUACUCAAUUGCUUUUGUAUGUCAGUAUUAGAAAUCCCAGAAUUGUAUGCCCAUGGGUUGAUUUUUACAGCAUCCUGAGAGUCGGAAAUGAGAAACAUAUCUUAGUGAAGAUAUUUGUCCCAGAUAUGAAGUUGUGGAUUUUUAUUCUCUUCUUUAUUGUCAUUUCUUUAGAGUAGGAUUGUGGGAGUAUUGGACAAGCUACCCAGUUAUGACCCUGAACAGGUGGAUGAGAUCCUUGAAUCAAUUUAAGUAACUACUAACUAUCAAACAGGCUAGGUGAGCUGAAAGGCCGCCUCUCAUUCAUAACCUUCGUUAUGUUCUUUUGAUCACCUUCAUUAUUUCCUAAGCUUAUACAUUUCUGAUACUGAUCUGCAAUCUAAAUCUGUAAAUCACUAAUAGAAUGUGAACUCAAUUCCUAAAAUUGAGCUGACAAAUACUGUAUGUAUUUUAAUUACUAUGUGAUGCAAAUUGAUUUACUGUUAUAUUUUCUACUCUA
Lepisosteus oculatus (spotted gar) is the source of this 2254-nucleotide messenger RNA. RefSeq names its product interleukin-20 receptor subunit alpha-like. Gene Ontology annotation, biological process: cytokine-mediated signaling pathway. Gene Ontology annotation, cellular component: plasma membrane. Gene Ontology annotation, molecular function: protein binding; cytokine receptor activity. The record is from RefSeq and is a predicted model, not a curated record. NCBI's taxonomy places the organism in Eukaryota, Metazoa, Chordata, Actinopteri, Semionotiformes, Lepisosteidae.